CUGCACCCGCACCGCCAUCCUUCCUCUCUCUCUCUCUCUCUCUCUCUCUUUCUGGACAUUUCUCUUUCUCUCUCUUUUUCUUUUUCCGUAGCAGCGCCAGCUAAAGCCGCGAUGAAUCAGUACUGUAUAUUCCCCCCCACAUGUUCCGGAGAGGGCCUCCCUUUCUCUCUCUCACUUUUCUCUCUCUUCUUUUUUUAGCAAGAAAAAAGAAGCUCCCAUACCCACAUCAUCAUGGCCACCACCACCACCGCACCCCUCCUCCCCCCUCUCUCUCAAUAGCGAAGAGAGAGAAAGGGAGCCUAUUAUUCUCUCUCUCUCUCUCUCUCCAUUGUCCCCCUCUUUCGGUUCUAGAGAGAGAAAGAGAGAGGGUGUAGAGAGAGAGAGAGAGAGAGAGGGAGGAGAGAUGAUGUUGCAGAGGGCGGCGAACAACGCGUACUCGUGGUGGUGGGCAAGCCACAUUCGGACCAAGCAAUCCAAAUGGCUCGACAACAACCUCCAGGAGAUGGAGGAAAAGGUGAAGCAUAUGCUCAAACUGCUUGGAGAAGAAGCUGAUUCCUUUGGUAAAAGAGCAGAAAUGUACUAUAAAAGGAGGCCGGAAGUUAUAGUUGAUGUUGAAGAAGCCUACAGGGCAUAUAGAGCUUUAGCUGAAAGAUAUGAUCAUAUAUCAGGAGAGCUUCACAGAGCCAACCACACUAUAGCGACCGCUUUUCCUGACCAAGUCCAAUACGCAUUACUUGAGGAAGAAGAUGACAAUUUACCUAAAGCAAUCACACCCAUCGAUUCAAGUAAAAUUAAUAAACCUACAGUCGAGGGCUUAAUAAAGAGGAGAAGAGAAUCCCAAGCAGCCAUAAAGGAGAAACAGGGUAGAAAAGGCAGUCCUCAGAUGAGCAAAGAGAGAGCGCAAGAAGAGAUAAACCAGCUUCAGAAGUCGAUAUUAGUUCUUCAGACCGAGAAGGAAUUCGUAAAAAAUGCAUAUGAGAGUGGAAUUGCAAAGUAUUGGGAGAUUGAGAAGAAGAUCAAUGAUAUGCAAGAGGAGGUCUGUUAUUACCAAGAUGAGUUUAAUGCGAGUGCCAUUAUCAACGAUGAUGAGGCACGAGCUUUGAUGACAGCUUCUGCACUUAAGUCUUGCGAAGAAGCCAUUUUAAGCUUAAAGGAAGAGCAAAAGAAGUCGAUUGAACUGGCGAGUGUAGAGAAAGAAAGAAUUAUGUCAGCUAGAGAGAAACUCAAUGCUCUCAAUGUUGAGUUUGGUCAAUCCCCAAUUAAAUUCAAUGAAGUUUUGGAGGGGGAUAAUAGUGUUGAGAAGGAAGAAAAUUUCUCUCUAAAAAAUGAGAAAAUUGAGUUGGAAUCAAUUUGUGAGAAAUUAAUGAAGCACUUUGAGAUGAAUUCUGAUAGCUCGGUCGAAGAAAUUGCGGGAAAAAUCGACGAACUUGUGAGUAAAGUUGUGAAUUUGGAGCUCACUGUCUCAACACAAACUGCACAGAUAAAUCAGUUAAGUUCAGAAAAUAGUGAGCUUGAAAAAAAUUUACAAAAUUUAGAGGAAGAGAAGACGGUUCUUAUUAGCGACUCAAAUGAACUGACUGGCCGAUUAAAGAAAGUAGAAGAAGAGCUGAAAAAGGUUCAAACUCUGGCACGUUCUGUCGAGGAUGAAGCAAGGAAUAUUCGUACGAAUAUUACUGAAGUCUGUGAUGAUUUUAAUGAUAUUUCAGAAAAAUUGCAGACUUCAGUUUUGAAGGAAGGAAUAGAAGCUGCGGAGAUCAGUGAGAUAAAGGAGGAUGUGGCGGAAGCGAAAAAUCAAAAUGUGCAAGAGCAGAUUGAUAGUUCUAAUCUUGAUAUUGAACCGAAAAUGGGUUUCAAUACUGAAUUUGAUACAAAAGUUCAACUUGAGCAGGAAAACUCAUCACACGAAGGUCAAAAGAUUCCUCUCAAUGAUUCAGAAAUCAAACAGGGCAUCGGAAAAGGAGAAGAAAUUCGAGAUCAAGACUCAUCAAAAGAAUUUAAUCUUGUUUCUCUUGGUGCUUUGGAAUUGGCUUCAAUGGAUUCAUCAAAUGGUUCAGAAAAGGUCUCUGACAUAAAAGAUGAAGAAAAAGUCGGAGAAAAAGAAUCACACGAAAAAGCAACACAAAUUGAAGAUCACGAGCUGAGCUGGCAACAAGUCCUUUUAGAUGGACUGGAAGGUAGAGAAAAGAUAUUACUAAAUGAGUACACUUUGAUUCUUCGGAAUUACAAAGAAACAAAGAGGCGGCUUACUGAACUAGAAAACAAAAACCAAGAUGAUCUUUGUGAGACAAACGAACUUGUAAGGAAAUUAAGAAAUGCCAAUACUUUAAAGGAUGAAGAGAUUCAAUCACUUAGAGAACUCUUAAGCUCUUCAAAUAUGCAUUCUGAUGUGGUUACAAAUGUAAUUUCUGAUAAAAUUGAAGCCUCUUCUGACCCCCAUAGUUCUGAGAAAUUAAAGGAUAUAAAUGCAAGUACCAUCCAUGAAACAGAUGACUCCAAUAAUUCACCUACUGAAGAGAAGUUAAGAAGGGAAAUUGAUGCAAUUUUAGAAGAUAACUUGGAGUUUUGGUUAAGAUUCUGUGCGUGCUUCCACCGAAUUCAAGGACUGAAGAAGAGACAUCAAGAAUUACGAGGUGACAUUGAAAGAUUGAAAUAUGACAAGGCUCAAAUGUCAAAUAAUGGUGAAUUGACUGAUCCUGCCACUGAUUCUACGCUACUUGAAAAGAGGCUAAGAGCGCUUAAGACAGAUCUUCGAGUGUGGAUAGAACAAAAUGAAUUGCUCAAAGGGGAAUUGAAAUUUAGAUAUUUAUCUCUUAACAAUAUCCAAGAGGAGAUUAAAGAAGCUUUAAAUGCAAGUAUAGAAAAAGGAGUACAGUUUAGUUCAUAUCAAGCUGCAAGGUUUCAAGGAGAAGUACUGAACAUGAAGCAGGAGAAUGACAAAAUUUCAAGUAAAUUACAAGAUGGGUUAGAUCAUAUGAGCGAAAUUCAAGCAGAAAUUGAGAAGAGCUUAUCAAAGCUAGAUGAGAAUUUCAGUUUGUCUAUGUCGAGAAACAACAAUUAUGGCCAAUUUAAGCAUUACCCAACAAAGACUAGAGUACCAUUGAGGACUUUUCUAUUUGGGAAUAAGCCUAAGAAAAGAUCUCUCUUUUGCUGUGUCAAUCCGACUCUUCAGAAAAAGAAUAGUGAUUUAAAAUCUGGGUCUUGGCACUAAUUUGGUUUAGGUCUACAUGGUAAAAAUCAGGCGAAAAGAUGGAAUGGCGAAUGAACUCAUUGAUAACAUUUGGCUACAGUUACAUUGAUGAUGUCUUGGUUAGUUUCAAUUAUUUCUGUUUCGACUUAUGGGGCUUCGCACUGGAAUCAUCUUUCAUUCGAGAUGGAUUUAUUUUCUUUUUCAUGUUUUAGACCCAUCAUUAACUACCCAAUAUUUAUUUAUUUUGGGUGGUAAACAUUUUAGCUACUGCAAAUAUAUACUUGGUUUGGCGCUUGUAUAAUAAUGGUAUGGAAUGUUCAAAUAUAUCACUCUACUACAGCUAUGAGUUAUUGUAUUCUGAUUCGCACUCGUCAUGAGAUGAUCUUUUACUAA
Messenger RNA from Ananas comosus (pineapple), 3580 nucleotides. RefSeq names its product protein NETWORKED 2D-like. Gene Ontology annotation, molecular function: actin binding. The coding region runs from base 404 to 3208 and encodes 934 amino acids. NCBI's taxonomy places the organism in Eukaryota, Viridiplantae, Streptophyta, Magnoliopsida, Poales, Bromeliaceae. The transcript is spliced from 3 exons. The record is from RefSeq and is a predicted model, not a curated record.